This is a messenger RNA of Tyto alba (common barn owl), 4255 nucleotides long. It is a transcript of the gene CDHR2, whose product is annotated as cadherin related family member 2. The transcript is spliced from 31 exons. The record is from RefSeq and is a predicted model, not a curated record. The coding region runs from base 145 to 4218 and encodes 1357 amino acids. Gene Ontology annotation, biological process: homophilic cell-cell adhesion. Lineage: Eukaryota; Metazoa; Chordata; Aves; Strigiformes; Tytonidae. Gene Ontology annotation, cellular component: plasma membrane; cell-cell junction. Gene Ontology annotation, molecular function: cell adhesion molecule binding; calcium ion binding.
GGGAGAGGAGCGGGUGGCAGGGGGAUGCAGAGGGCCCCAGGCACCCUCCCCAGAGGCAAAGGUCUCUGGCAGUGUCAGGGUGUGAGUGCAGAGCAGCCCGCCCGGCAGCAUCCCCAGUGACGCAGCCACAGGCUCGCUGGCAGGAUGGCAUGGCACUUGCUGGUGCUGCUCCCCUUCUUCCUGGUGGCAGUUUCAGGCAACACAGCCCCCUUCUUCAACACGACCAUCGUCUAUGUGCCCGAGGACCUGGAGUUGGGCCAGCAUGCUUUCCAGCUGAAGGCUACUGACAUAGACGGGGACCCGCUCACCUACAGCAUCAGUGGGCCGGAGGCCUUCUACUUCUCUGUCAAUGCCCAGACAGGCAACGUGACGCUGAGGAACUCCCUGGACCGCGAGCUCCAGGCCAGGCUCACCAUCACUGUCGGGGUGUACGACGGGAUGAAUGAUGCAGUCUCCAGAAAACUCACGAUCAUCGUGCAGGACCGUAACGACAACGCCCCGGUCUUCCAGAACCUGACGUAUAAAACCUCCAUCCCUGAGACCACAAAACCCGGCAGUGUCAUCUACACCGUGUUUGCCAACGACAGUGACACCGGGAACGCCUCUAAAGUCACUUACAGCAUCGAGGAGGUGAUCCCAGACAACACAAAUAACCGCUGGCUCUUCUACAUCCUGGCCAAUGGGAACGUGGUGCUCAAUGGCUCACUGGACUACGCCAAGAACACCUUCUACCAGAUCAAGAUCAUCGCCAAGGACAGCGGGGGGAUGCUGCACAACGUGUUGACCUUCCAGCAGAGCUCGACUUACCUGUCCCUGAGCAUCCAGGACCAGCCCAACCUGGACCCACGGUUCCUCAACGAGCCUUAUUCUGGCUCCGUGCCUGAGAACUGCGCCCUGGGCACCACUGUGCUGACCGUCACUGCCAUGGACAGAGACACAGGGGUGAAGGACAAAAUCUUCUACAACAUCACCAAUGCCAGCGUCCCCUUUGCUAUCAGUGCCACAACGGGCACCAUCACUGUGAGUGGGCUCCUGGACCGUGAGCAGCUGCCAAGCGAGGAGAUGCUGCUGGAAGUCAUGGCAUGUGAGGAGAAGCUGGACAUCAACAACAAGGUGGCCCAGACCAGCACUCUGGUGACAGUUUUGGUGACCGAUGUCAAUGACAACAAGCCCCAGUUCUACCACUGCUCCCUCCCCAGCUGCAACUUCUCCACCAGUGCCCAGAGCAACUUCAGGGGAAGCAUCAUAGAGCACUCCUCCUCCAGACUGCCCGUGUCCAACCUCAGCAUUGUCGCCCACGACCCGGACAAGAGCAUCAACAGCAAUUAUGAGCUGUACCUUCAGGGUCUGAAUGCCAGUGCCUUCACUGUCUCCCCCUCAAAGAUCGUGGGCACAGGGGAAGUCCAGCUCCUGGUGCAAAACCCAUCCUCUGUGGACUACGAGAUAAGCCAUGUCAUGGUGGUGCAGAUCAUUGCUAAUGACACGGGCCACCCCGCAGACUGCUGCUCUACGGCCACUGUGACCAUUGACCUCAUUGACAGUAACGACCACAUCCCUGAGUUCCCCCAGAGCACCUACAACCUGAGCGUGAUGGAGAACAGCUCUCCUGGCACCAUCAUCUCCCCAAACAUCACGGCCUAUGAUCCGGACAGCGGUGCCCUGGGCCAGAUCACCUACCACCUGCUCCCGGAGAGCAUCCGUAAAAUCUUCACGGUGAACGCCACAACUGGGGCAGUGCUGGUGCAGAACGGGAGCUUGCUGGACCGAGAGACUCGCUCCAUCUACUACGCCAACCUCCAGGCCAAGGAUGGGGGCAACUUGGUUGGCACCACAGUGCUGGAGAUCACCGUGCUGGAUGACAAUGACAUGGCGCCCAUCAUCACCGGCUCUUACUUCAUCUCGGUGGAAGAAGGGCAGAACAUCACUAUACAGAUCCAGGCCAUCGACAAUGAUGAGCCUGGCAACAACAACAGCAAACUGGGCUUCAAGAUCUUGUCAGGACCGUUCAGCGACAACUUCACCAUCAACGCGGCCACAGGUGAGAUGCACAGCAAGGAGCUGCUGGACCGUGAGGCCUUGGAAGAUGAGCAGGGGCAGAUAGUGGUGACAGUGGAGGUGUACGACCACGGCGUGCCACAGCUCAGCACCUUGGUGAACGUCACCAUCACUGUGGGGGACAUGAACGACAAUGCACCCAUGUUCCUCAACCAGUCCUAUGAGUUCGCAGUCUUUGAAGACUCUCCAGGUAGAAGUUGUGUGGCCAGGCUCAUGGGACCAGAGGCGUCCUGGAGUCAGAGCCUGCUGGCCACUGAGUGUCUGUCUCCACCUGCAGGGUCCCUCGUGGGUGAGGUGAAGGCCACAGAUGCUGACCAGACACAGAUCAAUUCCCGCAUUUCCUUCCUACUUCAGAGGGGCAGUGGCUCCAGCAACUUCUUGAUCCGCUCGUCCUACCUGGGGCCAGGGUACUAUGGUGGGCAGCUGUCCAUGGACCCUGACAUGUCCUUGGACUAUGACACCCUGCAGCAGAAGUUCUUCUCCUUGGUGGUGCUGGCAGAGAACACGGCUGCAGACAACGUGGGGGACACUUCCAAUGUCUCGGUCGUGGUCCACAUCCUAGACAUCAAUGACGAGUCCCCCACCGUCCUGCCAAAUUCACUGCAGGACGUGCGUGUGAGCGAGAAUGGCACGCAGCAGGGUCUGGUCCACAUGCUGUCCGCUUCCGACCCAGACAGCAACCACUUGCUGGUCUUUGAGGAGCUGGCAGUUGCCUGCUUCAAGGGGACAAGCAGUGCUGGGGAGGUGUGCUGGGACUGGUUCGUGCUGGUACCCAACGGCUCGGUGCUGGUGAACAGCUCGGACAUUGACUACGAGCUGUGUGACAGGGUGGUGCUCACGCUGCGGGCUGAAGACCUGUACACCGAGAGGGGCAACCGCUACAGCCAGAACGAAACCCUGGGGAUCCUCAUCAAAGAUGUGAAUGACAACGUGCCAGUCUUCUUGCCCAUCUUGGAGACCUUUGUGGUUGUCCCCGAAAUCUCUCCUGUAGACCUGCAAGUGGCUACGGUGAAGGUGAGGAGCAGUCUGGGGAGCCAAGACCUCCCGUCCCCGCCAUGGGCAGGCAGUGGCUGUUCCCAUCCAUGCUCCUGCCACGCUUUGUCCCUGCAGGCCACAGAUGCUGACUCGGGACUGAAGGGAACCAUCACUUUCUCCAUCGUCAGUGUGGUGCUCAUGCAGGACAGCGGGGUCAGCCAGCCCUUUGAGAACCUCUUCAAGGUGGUGACAACACCCGAGCAGGACAGCUACGUCGGGAGCAUCCAGGUGGCCAGCAACCUCGAUGACUCACUGAAGGGGCAGUACCAGGUGACAGUGGAGGCUCAGGAUGGUGAGGAACCAACGCACACAGCACAGACCGUGCUGAAUAUCUUUGCAGUAGACCAGAGCUACCGUGUCCGCCUUCAGUUUGUGACAACAGUGGAUGAAGUACAGAGUAACUCUGAAAAUAUCAAAGUGGCCCUGAUCACCGCGACCAAGGCAGGGGUCUACGUGGUGGCCAUCCGGAGAAUGGAGGACACCCGGGCCUCCCGGGUGGAAGCCAAGUCGGUGAUGGAGGCGUACUUCGUCUACAGCAACGGCACUGCCCUGGAUGUCAACCAGCUCAGCAUACUCAUACAGUCCGACCCGCUGGUCCUGGCUGAGCUGGUGAACCUGGGCCUGGCCGUCAUCGGCCCCGGGGAGGUGGCGAAGCCCACCAGGGAGACGGAGCUGAUCGGCAUCAUCGCAGGGCUGGCAGCGUUCCUGCUCAUCUUCAUCCUCAUCAUGACCCUGGUCUUGGUUCUCACCACCCGGAGCUACAAGAGGAAGCUGAGUGCAAUGAAGGCUCUGAAGGUGGCCACAACAUUCAGCCCUGCCAUGGUGCAGCAGGGAGCUGGCAUCCCCGGGACUAACCAGUACAAUGCAGAGGGGGCCAACCCCAUGCUGAACCUCUCGCUCAAUCCCUCCCACGACCUGGGCUUCCAUGAGGACUCCAUCUCUGUGGCCAGCAUGAAUUCCCUGGAUGAGAACACAGUAAAUGCACCUGGGGACAACCUCAAGGCCAAGCAGGGCAACGGGCAGCUGGAAGACCCCACCAACGAGGAGGUGCUGGUGGCCGCCCUCAACAUGAAGGAGCCCACCAAAAUAGCGUAUAUCAACACCACCUUCACCACCACAGACUUGUGAGUGGGUGCGUGGGGUGCAGCAGGGCCAGAGCGGGACU